AUGGCUCAAGAACUCAAGCGCCGGGGCGACUUCCGCGAUGUCGAUAACCUCUCCGAUUUUGAAUUUAACUAUGAGAUUGGACCACUUAGGCGAGCUCCUGUCCCUAAAAUUGCAACCUGGAGUUUAUGGCUCUCUCGUCUUGGAGCUGCAGAUCGUGCCUCCGCCGCCCUUGCCCAUUUAAGGAAUAUGUUUGGCGAAGAGCCUCAUGAACUGGUGGUAAUGUUUCAAGAACUCCGCCAAGAAUCACUAGUAGCCGUCCUCGAAGACGGCUGGGCUCGGCAAAACUUUGUCCUCUCUGAUACGGAGCUUCCAGCUUGGUUUGGUGGAGGCAACGAAUCCCUUAGGUCUGGUAGAUAUUUCACUGCGAUAAUGGUUUCCAAGCCUUUGCCGAUAUCGAACUGCUUCCGCGACCCCUUCGUCUCUAAAAUGCGGAGAGACGCCCUCGUGGUUGAUACUCCCAUAUCUGGGGAUCAUGGACCCAUUGAAUCAAAAGAAUUGUUUGGCCUAUGCACAACGCACCUCGAAUCACUUUACGCAGGAAAAGAGUUUCAUUUUCGCCAACUUGCUGUAAUCUCGGCGUUACUCAAAAGCGACAUAGCGCAGGGACAGUGUGACAGGGCCAACAGUCCACCUGGAGUUUAA
Messenger RNA from Ilyonectria robusta, 642 nucleotides. RefSeq lists its product as uncharacterized. Lineage: Eukaryota; Fungi; Ascomycota; Sordariomycetes; Hypocreales; Nectriaceae. The transcript is spliced from 2 exons. The coding region runs from base 1 to 642 and encodes 213 amino acids. The record is from RefSeq and is a predicted model, not a curated record.